This is a messenger RNA of Hipposideros armiger (great roundleaf bat), 3069 nucleotides long. It is a transcript of the gene TRPM4, whose product is annotated as transient receptor potential cation channel subfamily M member 4. Bases 149 to 2722 code for a protein of 857 amino acids. Gene Ontology annotation, molecular function: ligand-gated calcium channel activity; calcium-activated cation channel activity. The transcript has 18 exons. Gene Ontology annotation, biological process: calcium ion transmembrane transport. NCBI's taxonomy places the organism in Eukaryota, Metazoa, Chordata, Mammalia, Chiroptera, Hipposideridae. The record is from RefSeq and is a predicted model, not a curated record. Gene Ontology annotation, cellular component: plasma membrane.
CAGGGAGUGGAGGGGGCAGGCGAGGUGAAGCACAAGAUCGGAUUAGGCGUUUCUUCCCUAAAGGGGACCCCGAGGUCCUGCACGCCCAGGGCCCAGGUGGAGCUGGGCUGGGGAUGCAGAAUUUGGUAUUCUGCAGGUGGAGAGGAUCAUGACCCGGAAGGAGCUGCUCACAGUCUACUCAUCUGAGGAUGGCCCUGAGGAAUUUGAGACCAUCGUUUUGAGGGCCCUUGUCAAGGCCUGUGGGAGCUCUGAGGCCUCAGCUUAUCUGGACGAGUUGCGUUUGGCUGUGGCUUGGAACCGCGUGGACAUUGCCCAGAGUGAACUCUUCCGGGGUGACAUCCAAUGGCGGUCCGUCCACCUGGAGGCCUCCCUCAUGGAUGCCCUCCUGAAUGACCGGCAUGAGUUUGUUCGCUUGCUCAUCUCCCAUGGCCUCAGCCUGUGCCACUUCUUGACGCCGACGCGCCUGGCCCAGCUCUACAGUGCAGCGCCUCCCAACUCGCUCAUCCGCAGCCUUCUGGACCAGGCGUCCCACGGCGCGGGCACAAAAACCCCAGUCCUUAAACCCUCUGCGGAGCCCCGACUCCCUAACGUGGGGCAAGUGCUUCUGAUGCUGCUGGGGAAGAUGUGUGCGCCGAGGUACCACGACUGGGUUACUGGGGAUCCACACCACGACCAUGGCUGCAUGGAGAGCCACCAAGGCGGGGAGAACACCCAUCUGCUCUCUGUCAGGGCCACCUCUGAUCUCAUGCUGGACGCUGUCCUCGGGGAGACCCCCUGGAGUGACCUGUUUCUCUGGGCACUGCUACUGAACAGGGCUCAGAUGGCCUUGUACUUCUGGGAGAUAGGCUCCAAUGCCGUGGCCUCAGCUCUUGGGGCCUGUUUGUUGCUCCGAGUGCUGGCACGCCUGGAAUAUGAGGCUGAGGAGGCAGCACGGAGGAAGGACCUGGCAGCCAAGUUUGAGGGGCUGGGUGUUGACCUCUUUGGCGAAUGCUACCGCAACAGUGAGGAUCGGGCUGCUCGCCUUCUCCUCAGACGCUGCCCAUUCUGGGGGGAUGCCACCUGCUUACAGCUUGCCAUGCAGGCCGAUGCCCGUGCCUUUUUUGCCCAGGACGGGGUACAGUCUCUGCUGACACAGAAGUGGUGGGGGGAGAUGGACAGCACCACACCCAUCUGGGCCCUGGUUCUCGCCUUCUUUUGCCCCCCACUCAUCUACACCAACCUCAUCACCUUCAGGAAGUCAUAUGAAGAGUCCACACAGAAGGACCUGGCAUUUGACAUGGAUAGGGGACUCAAUGGGGAAGGGCCAGCCAGGCCAGCAGACCCCCGUGAGAAGAUGCCCUUGGGGGGGGUGAUGAGUCAGCCCAGCCGUAGGAGGUGCUCCCCACAUUUGAGCCGCUGGCCCCAGUUCUGGGGGGCGCCGGUGACGGCCUUCAUGGGCAAUGUGGUCAGCUACCUCCUUUUCCUGCUGCUCUUCGCCCGGGUGUUGCUCAUUGACUUCCAGCCCCCACCACCUGGUGCCCUGGAGCUGCUGCUGUACUUCUGGGCCUUCACCCUCCUCUGCGAGGAGCUCCGCCAGGGCCUGGGGGGUGACUGGGGCAGCCUAGCCACUGGGGGUCGUGGGCCAAGCUCCUCCCAGCCGCUGUACCACCGGCUGCACCUCUACAUCACAGACACCUGGAACCAGUGUGACCUGGUGGCCCUCACCUUCUUCCUCCUGGGCGUGGGCUGCCGGCUGACCCCGGGUCUAUAUGAACUAGGCCGCACUGUCCUCUGCCUCGACUUCAUGGUCUUCACGCUGCGCCUGCUGCACAUCUUCACGGUCAACAAACAGCUGGGGCCCAAGAUAGUCAUCGUGAACAAGAUGAUGAAGGACGUAUUCUUCUUCCUCUUCUUCCUCGGCGUGUGGCUGGUUGCCUACGGGGUGGCGACGGAGGGGCUCCUUAGGCCCCAGGAUCAGGACCUCCCGAAAAUCCUGCGCCGCGUCUUCUACCGGCCCUACCUGCAGAUCUUUGGGCAGAUCCCUCAGGAGGACAUGGACGUGGCCCUCAUGGAGCAUGUCAACUGUUCAUCGGAGCUGGGCUUCUGGGCGCGCCCAUCAGGGCUCCAGGCGGGCUCCUGCGUCUCACGUUAUGCCAACUGGCUGGUGGUGCUCCUCCUUGUCAUCUUUCUGCUGGUUGCCAACAUUGUGCUGGUCAAUCUGCUCAUUGCCAUGUUCAGCUACACCUUUGGCAAAGUACAGGGCAACAGCGAUCUCUAUUGGAAGGCACAGCGCUAUAGCCUCAUCCGGGAAUUUCACUCUCGGCCAGCACUGGCCCCACCCCUCAUCAUCUUCUCGCACGUGUACCUCCUCAUCCGGCGAUUGAGCAAGCAGAGGGCCCGCUUGCCAUCCUCCCCGGACAAUUUUCGGGUCCUCCUCCCAAAAGAAACUGAGAGGGAGCUGUUGACGUGGGAGUCGGUGCGGAAGGAAAAUUUCCUGCUGGCACGUGCGAGGGACAAGCGGGAAAGCGACUCGGAGCGUCUGAAGCGCACUUCGCAAAAGGUGGACACAGCGUUGAAGCAGCUGAGACAGAUCCGCGAGUUCGAGCAGCGUCUGAAAGGGCUGGAGCAGGAGGUCCAGCACUGUAGCCGUGUCCUGGGCUGGGUGGCUGAGGCCCUGAGCCGGUCUGCGUUGCUUCCCCCAGGGGGAGUCCCUCCUCCAAUACCUCCUGGGCCCAAAGACUGAGCCCUGCUGGUGGACUUCAAGGAGUAGCCCCCAUGGGGAGUUUUUGCUCCCAGAGUAAGGCCUAACUGGUCCUGAACUCCUGCACCUGGUGGCCUUGUCCCUGAGAUGGACCCCACUCCAUGGACUACCACCUACCCAUCUGGGGUGCUAUCGAGAUCACCGCAAGAAGUGUCGUCUAUGCGAACCACAAAAGGCCUGGCCCCUCCCAGGACCAGCUCCACUCUGGGAGGAUGAGUUUCUAGAACCACAGCCCGCUGGGCGGGAGAAGGCUACAGGGUCCUGGGGGUACAGGGACCACAGACUACUCACAUCUCCCCACACUGGGGAAAUAAAGCCAUUUGAGAGGA